UCCGGUCACCAUCUUGAGUGACAGUAAAGGCGGAGCUUCAGGUGACAUGUUCAUUAAGGGCAGGGCUUCGAGGGAUCCAGUCCCGCAGCGACCGCACACCACCGUCCGCCGACGCAGGCGGACAGUUUUAGCCCCGCCCCCGGCCUUGGGCUCCACCUCCCGGCCUCACUUCCGCCGGCGAACGAGCGUUCGUAGGCGUCGCUGCCGUAAACCAGGCGGGAGGUUUGCCGCAUCACGGAAGAUGGCGGCUGCGACGGUGGACGGGGCGACAGGGGUCUCGAGCACCUCGGCGGCCUCGGGCGCGGUCCUGCAGGCCGCGGCUGGCAUGUACGAACAACUCAAGGGCGAGUGGAACCGUAAAAGCCCCAAUCUUAGCAAAUGCGGGGAAGAACUGGGCCGCCUCAAGCUGGUUCUGCUGGAGCUCAACUUCCUGCCAACCACAGGGACCAAGCUGACCAAGCAGCAGCUUAUCCUGGCCCGUGACAUACUGGAGAUUGGCGCCCAGUGGAGCAUCCUACGCAAGGACAUCCCCUCCUUCGAGCGCUACAUGGCCCAGCUCAAAUGUUACUACUUUGACUACAAGGAGCAGCUCCCUGAGUCGGCCUACAUGCACCAACUCUUGGGUCUCAACCUCCUCUUCCUGCUGUCCCAGAACCGCGUGGCUGAGUUCCACACAGAGUUGGAGCGCCUGCCUGCCAAGGAUAUCCAGACCAAUGUGUACAUCAAGCACCCUGUGUCCCUCGAACAAUACCUGAUGGAGGGCAGCUACAACAAGGUGUUCCUGGCCAAGGGUAACAUCCCUGCUGAGAGCUAUACCUUCUUCAUUGACAUCCUGCUGGACACUAUCAGGGAUGAGAUUGCUGGGUGCAUUGAGAAGGCCUAUGAGAAAAUCCUUUUUACUGAGGCCACCCGGAUUCUCUUCUUCAACACACCCAAAAAGAUGACGGACUACGCCAAGAAGCGAGGGUGGGUCCUGGGGCCCAACAACUAUUACAGUUUUGCCAGCCAGCAGCAGAAGCCAGAAGAUACCACCAUCCCUUCCACAGAACUGGCCAAACAGGUCAUCGAGUAUGCCCGGCAGCUGGAGAUGAUUGUCUGAGCCCACUGGGCCCUGGGGGUGGGCAGGGCAUGGUUAUUUAAAAACACAGUGCAGGGUGUCCUCCAAUAAAGGUGGUUUGGUGUUUGCUCUUCUA
Messenger RNA from Chinchilla lanigera (long-tailed chinchilla), 1193 nucleotides. It is a transcript of the gene Psmd8, whose product is annotated as proteasome 26S subunit, non-ATPase 8. NCBI's taxonomy places the organism in Eukaryota, Metazoa, Chordata, Mammalia, Rodentia, Chinchillidae. The record is from RefSeq and is a predicted model, not a curated record. The coding region runs from base 47 to 1099 and encodes 350 amino acids. Gene Ontology annotation, cellular component: nucleus; proteasome regulatory particle; cytosol. Gene Ontology annotation, biological process: proteasome-mediated ubiquitin-dependent protein catabolic process. The transcript is spliced from 7 exons.